Messenger RNA from Seminavis robusta, 1701 nucleotides. NCBI's taxonomy places the organism in Eukaryota, Bacillariophyta, Bacillariophyceae, Naviculales, Naviculaceae. The record is from the annotation of a GenBank genome assembly.
AUGACGACACGAAUAAUACUAUCCAGAACACUGCGAAUACUACUCCUAUUAUGGAUCAAUACACUACCAGUAGUACAUGCAUCCAGAUAUCGCGCUCGAAGCUGUGCUGGUUCAAUUCGACAUGUUCAUUUGGCAGUGGGCCACGACCCGGCCACUCAAAUGACAGUGUCCUUCUCUUCCGUGCGAUCCUUUCAUGCUCCUCUGGUAGGCGGUGUGCUGAUAGGAACGUCUCCCGACAAUCUGGAUGUGUACAUUGAAGAGAAAGAACAUCGAUACUACAAUGCGACACCCGACAAGGCCAAACAUGGAGAAUACCAUUCUCCUCUGCUACAUGCCAUUCGGAUCAAGGACUUGGAACCCUCCACUACCUAUUAUUACAAGUGUACCGUACGGAAACGUCAUGAUGAAUCUCCAUUAGAAGCUUCCGAGACGGCAUGGGCUCUUCGGGGAAACAGUUUGAAGAAACGAAAAGAUCAUUCACACGACCAUGAUUACAUGAAAGCAAAUCAGCAACAAGAGGUCAUGAGGGCAGAAGAACGAGAAGAAUCAUCGGCAGAUAACGAUGAUGAACCGGAUCAACGGAGCAGACAAUUGGAUCUCGAUUACUACGAUGGUACUCAGGGAGAAUGUCCACCUCCCAAUAAGAUUCGAACCUUCCAAACGGGACCAGCCUUAGGAUCUCUGGACCAAACCAAAAAGACCAACAACCAACCCAGCUUGAAGUUUGCCUACAUUGGUGACAUUGGCCAAUUCGAACAUUCUCAAGAAAACAUCGUCCACUUGGUUACACACGAACGCAACAACCUCAAUGCCAUCAUGUUGGCUGGAGAUAUUGCCUACACGGGAUACGACAAUCGUCGAUGGGAUACCUUCUUUGACUUUAUGGAUGAUUUCUUCAUGGUCGACGAAAUACCCAUGCAAAUAUGUGCCGGGAAUCAUGAUAUUGAAAAAGAAGAAAACUCGAACGAGAUCUUCCUCGCGUACGAACAUCGAUUCGACAUGCCCCACGUCCAACCUGCACAACUGGGUGUUUACGAUGGUCCAUCGGGUCAUUUGAAUAUGGACGCUCCGCCCUAUCCCUUGGAUUAUGAAUACGGCAAUGCCUACUAUGCCUUUUCCUAUGGCAUCACACACAAUAUCUUUCUCAAUGCCUACUCUUCGAUGGACCCGGGAUCAAUCCAAUACAAGUGGCUCGUACGAGAACUCCAAUCCGUCGAGCGCAGAGUGACACCCUGGCUCAUUGUCACCAUGCAUGUACCCGUAUACAAUGCCUUUGAUGUGCAUCACCACGACUUGCAAAUUCUGGCAGCCAAGGAACACAUCGAACCCUUGUUUGUCCAGUACAAGGUCAACCUGGUUGUGGCGGGACACAUUCAUGCCUACCAACGAACCAAAAAUGUCGCCAUGGACGAACCCACUCCCAAAGGGCCGGUCCAUGUUGUGGUGGGCGCAGGAGGUAGACAGUGCAAGGCUCAGUUUCAAACCGAAGAGCCGGCUCCUUGGGUAGCUGUUCGAGAUGCAACGCGAUAUGGAUAUGGGACGUUGGAAAUCUUUAACGCAACCCAUGCUCAAUGGGAUUGGGUUGUGACUGGGCAUUCUGAAUACCAAGACGAAAACGUUCUUUGGAAACAGACAGAUACGACGUUUCCUCCGUUGCGUCACUCAGACUCUGUUGUUUUGGAAAACCAAUUUUUCCUGUAG